Molecule: messenger RNA, 1867 nt
Organism: Pseudovirgaria hyperparasitica
Lineage: Eukaryota; Fungi; Ascomycota; Dothideomycetes; Acrospermales; Acrospermaceae
Exons: 1
Coding region: 249-1808 (519 amino acids)
Biological process (GO): regulation of transcription by RNA polymerase II
Molecular function (GO): zinc ion binding; DNA-binding transcription activator activity, RNA polymerase II-specific
Source: RefSeq, a predicted model, not a curated record
CACCUUAGCUCGACCACAGCCUUCGCGUUUAGUUUCUUAGGACAUCGUAUACUGUAUCUACAACCACAUAGAUAUAGGGGUAGUGGUCCCUAGAGUCAUGAUGCCUCCAUCAUGAUUCCACGACGCGCAAACAUCCAUUCAUGCAAUCCUACACGACGUUGAUGACCGCUAUAUCUCCUUCAACCUCCUGAGAUACGCCUGGCCUGAAGUGAUCAAACGGAUGCUAUCGUCAGAGCUAAUUUGUUGUCAUGCCCCGACAGACUCGCAACUCGACUAGCCUUGACGAGUCACCUGACUACGCAUCCUCGAGUGCCAUGCGUACGAAAACUCGCCGGGGCCAUACGAAGUCUCGAAACGGGUGUGCUGAAUGCAAAAGACGUCAUAUCCGCUGCGAUGAACGUCGGCCCUCGUGCGCAAAUUGUGCAGUCGCAGAGCGCAUCUGUUUCUUCCCACCGCCUAAGAAAAAAAGGGGGAAGCAGGAUGCUGCGCAGGAACAACAGUCGAAUGAAACUCAUGGAUUCUCGCCAGAGUGCAGAGCGAGUAGUCACAGUACACCAUGCGUUAUCGAUACUGCGGAUAUGGAGCACCCGCAGAUACCACCGCCAAGUCGUCGACAACACACUCGAUCAGAUCCUGAGCGAGCACCAAAUAACCUCUCUCAGACCUGUUCUCUGAGGCAUGACGCCAAUCAGUUCCUCAGUGGUCUUGAGCUUAACGAUCGAGAAGUUCCUUCUCCAGACCCAUCUUUGCAAUUGGGCGAUAUGCACACAUCGUUACCUAGCUAUCCUGGAUUUUCAGAAGUUUCAGACCUCAAUUCCAAGGCCACCUUUACGUCCCAGCAUAUGAUCCUGUUAUACCAUGCCCAUAUAGUGCCAAACAUCUGCGGGCCAAACAGGAUCGUUAUUGACAUUGCCAUUCGUCGCGCUGUCGAUUCUCCCUACCUCCUAGAUGAAGUUCUUGCUUUCAUAGCUUUUCAUAUGACUUAUUUGUAUCCUGGAUCAGCCAUACAUCUCCGACACCUCGCUACAGAACUCCAGACUCGUGCUGUUGCCUCCUUUACCAGCCUCACGGAAUCGGUUCCCAAGGAUGACAGAGCCACCGCCGUUCCUCGGUUUCUUUUCUCCGCGAUCUUAGGCCGGCAUGCUCUCGCUGAUACCCUUGCCAACUAUCGCUCUGACUUUCAGACAUUCAUCGAUCGGCUCGUAGAAUGUUUCAGUCUCAAUCGUGGGGUCACCUCUGUCACUCCUCCAGCUCGUCUAUAUCUCCAUGACUCAGAGAUCAAGCCCCUUCUUACUGUUGUUCUCGACGCUUACGCUAAGGUCCUUACGCCAGGCAACGAAUGUGAUCCUUUGCGCCGGCUUCUAGACGACUCUGAUCUCAGUGAGACUAGUACCACAGCCUGUCGCCAAGCUAUUGAAAUCCUUCAAUGCUCCUUUGAUAUCUGCCACCAUCUUGACGUCGAGGAUUAUCCACAAUCUGCUUCGGUGUUCUCUGUAAAGGUAGAGGGCGGCUUUGUGGACAUGUUACGGAAGCAUCGUCCGGAGGCUCUUGUCAUUCUCGCAUACUUUGGUGUCUUGCUACACCGAUGUCAUGGCUUUUGGGCCUUCGGUGAUGCUGGUGCUGUAAUGAUACGCGCCAUUGCUGGCCACCUGGGGAGCUAUUGGCAAGCGCCACUUGCAUGGCCGCUUCAUGUGAUAGAGAUGGAGCGUAGGCCAGAGCCUGCAAAUAUGGCUUCGAUGCAGGUCAAUUCCUCAGAUUCGUCACGUACGCCAGUCCCAGGGUGUCCAAACAGUUCUAUACCAUCAUAAAAGGGAGGUUUCUACAUAACUCAACGUGUCCUGACUCCUCUUACAGUCGCAUCGCAAUC